Molecule: messenger RNA, 1178 nt
Organism: Ooceraea biroi (clonal raider ant)
Lineage: Eukaryota; Metazoa; Arthropoda; Insecta; Hymenoptera; Formicidae
Product: zinc finger protein 512B
Source: RefSeq, a predicted model, not a curated record
CGCAAGCACGACGAACCGUGUGCAAAACUCGUGCAGCAUCAUGAACACCAAGGUGGUGGUUCUGUUCGCCCUGGUGGCGCUCGCCUUUGCCGAGGAUGCAAAGCCCGAGACCGACAAGAAGGUGGAGACCACGAAGAAGGACAAACGCGGCCUGUAUGGCUCGUUGGGCUAUGGCUACGGUAUCGGCGGUAUCGGUGGUUUGGGCUAUGGCUACGGUCUCGGUGGAUUGAACACGUACUCGUCGCUUCCGAUCGGCCUGAGCCAAGGUGUGAGCCACGGCAUCUCCACCGUCCUGACGAAGGAAGUUGCCGUACCCGUACCCCAACCGGUCCCCGUGCCCGUCGAGAAACACGUCCCAGUACCCGUUAAGGUGCCAUAUGCCGUGCCCGUAGACCGCCCAUACCCCGUCCAGGUGCCCAAACCCUACCCCGUUGAGGUGACAAAGCACGUCCCAGUCCCGGUAGACCGUCCCGUGCCCGUUCCUGUCAGCGUCCCGGUCAAGGUAGCAGUUCCCGCGCCGUACGCUGUCAAAGUACCGCAACCCUAUGCCGUUCCCGUCGUUAAGCACGUUCCCGUUCCCGUCACACAGCCAAUCGUCUACUCAAAGGUACACACCGCCGAUCUUGGAUACUACGGCGGUUACGGUAAUUAUGGAGGCUACAAUGGAGGUUAUAACGGCUAUAGCGGCUAUGGUGGCUAUAGUGGCUAUGGUGGUUAUGGUGGCUAUGGUGGCUAUGGAUACUCCUCCUCCUGGUAAAGCGAUUAAUUGGCAAAUCUUGAACGGCGCUCCUCGACAUCGUCAUCGUCGAGUGGAACAUUACACAAUCCAUCAGUCAACUAUCGACGAUCUCCCAAUCAGGAGAAAUCUUCUAAAACUUCGACGAUAGUGCUGCCAAAUGAGUGAAUGUCUCUCGUUUCGGAAUCUUUCAGUUCUCCGUUUUGUGUUCCUAAAUAUAGAUUCAAAAAAUUCGCGAGAAAAGAAUUUUGUUUUCAACGGAGGGCGUGCCUCCUCGGAAAGAGCGAUCGCCGGCUUACGAAAUUGAAACGAAAGGACGUUGAAACGCAUUCAAGUGAUAUUUCAUCAUCACUGUGUGACUAUUUAGAACCACGUAUUUUUUUUACUUGUAAUCUCACUAUAUUUGUUUAUAAUCGAAAUAAAUUUUUUCGUAUGAAAAUAA